AUGCAUCACCAGUCUGAGUACUUCGGUCCUAACGAAGCCAUCAGCAUCCAAGGAGGAGCAGGAGCUUUUGGUGGCCCUUCUCAGAGUAAUACCAUAAGUCACUCCGACCUCGCACUCAUGGGCAGCAGCAGCAACAACGGGAGCAAUAUGGAAGAGAAUCUGAGGCUUUUCAGAUUCCUUCAUGAAGACCCCAACGUUCACCACCCCACCUCUGCCAUGGGACUCGAUCUCCAAUGCCAGCCAGGUCUCGACCCCAGAGCAGAUAAGAUCACUACCACAAGUCUCAUGCAAGCUAACAACCACCAAUACUACUUUGAUCCCACCACCCCUUUGAAUCCUUUGGUGAUCGGGAUGCUGAAUCCUGGGAACUUCCACUAUACAGCCGACAUGUUCUCCGGUGAGCUGCCACCAGACAGCACGUCCACAGGAUCGACCAUUUUGCAUGAUCCGAUGGUGCACUUGGAUUUCCCCAGCCAGCCAUCUCUUGUGAAAGACGUCCUCAACUCACUGCCCCAUGACACUGGGUUUUUUCCUGGGACGAUGGGGUUUGGUGGGUCUUUUGUUGGUGGGUUGGAUGAUGGCUAUGAUGGCCAGCUUGGGAGACAACGGUCCGAUAAGAAAGGAAGGAAGGGAGGUUCUAAGAAGGGAGGCUCCAUAAAGGUGGAAGAGGCUGGAAGCUUGAAAAAUGAGAAGCAAAGGAGAGAAAGGAUUGCUAAAAAAUACGAUGAUCUCAAGUCACUGAUACCAAACUCGACAAAGCAAGAUAGAGCCAGCAUCAUCGCCGAUGCAACAGACUACGUCAAUGAGCUGCUAAGAACACUCAAGGAGCUCAAGAUACUGGUUGCAGAGAAACGGCACAGAAGAGAGUGGGGCAAGAAACUGAUCAUGGGAGAUGGAGUUGAUGGCGAUGUGGAGAGCUCCUCUAUGAAACCUCUUAUGGGUGAUGGAGAUCGUGCAUUCAGGGGAUCUCUGAGAAGCUCAUGGAUCCAAAGGAAAUCUAGGGAGACCUUUGUGGAUGUCCGCAUCACCGAGGAUGAGGUUUAUAUCAAGCUAACUCAGCGUAAGAAGAUGAAUUGCUUGGUUGUUGUGUCGAAGGUCCUGGAUGAACUACAGCUUGAACUCCUCCACUUGUCAGGUGGAAACAUCGGAGAUUCUCACAUCUUCAUCUUCAACACCAAGAUCCAUGAAGGUUCUUCAGUUUAUGCAAGUGCGGUAGCAAAGAAGCUCAUUGAAGUUUUGGAUGUGCAAUAUCCACCUUUACCUGUUAGUUUCUAGGGUUUGGAUUUUAAAUAUUGUGUUUAAGCUUUUGUUUGCAAGUUAGG
This is a messenger RNA of Elaeis guineensis (African oil palm), 1322 nucleotides long. Its product is annotated as transcription factor EAT1-like. Gene Ontology annotation, molecular function: protein dimerization activity. Gene Ontology annotation, biological process: regulation of DNA-templated transcription; anther wall tapetum development. The record is from RefSeq and is a predicted model, not a curated record. Lineage: Eukaryota; Viridiplantae; Streptophyta; Magnoliopsida; Arecales; Arecaceae.